UCGUGCCAUGAAUGCAUCACCACGACAGUUAAACAACACGCUAACUUGCUAACGUUAGGUAGCACGCGGUAACCAUUAACCGCUACAGGCAACAUAUGCGAGAGCCAAGCCACCUUUAAGACAUUUUUGAAUCAAGUUUGCUCGGAGCGGAUAAUGUGCGGAAGACGCGAGCCGCCUCGUCGCAGAGCAGGCCGUAAGAGUUUGACAACAAAGCAGCUUCCGGGAAGGUGAACCCGAGCUUCACGACUCGACCAACAAGUGCGAUGGCAGUUGGAGGCCUGAUUACUGUCGAUCCCGGGCUUUAGGGGCGCAGCACCGAUCUCACCAUGCAGCAGAAAGGUGCGAUCAAAAUCAUCGAAUGGGAGGACCUGGACAAGAGGAAGUUCUACUCGCUGGGUGUGUUCAUGACCUUGACCACCAGGGCCACCGUCUACCCGGCCAGCCUCGUCCGCACCCGGCUGCAGGUGCAGAAGGGCAAGGCCCUCUACUCCGGCACCUUUGAUGCUUUCUGCAAGAUCCUGCGGGCGGAGGGCGUGCGAGGCCUCUACCGCGGCUUCAUGGUCAACACCUUCACCCUGAUCUCGGGACAGGCUUACAUCACCACCUAUGAGCUGGUGCGCAGGCACGUGGCCCAGUACUCGCCCAGCAACACGGUAAAGUCGGUGGUGGCCGGAGGGGCGGCUUCCCUGGUGGCCCAGACCAUCACCGUGCCGAUAGACGUGGUGUCCCAGCACCUGAUGAUGCAGGGACAGGGGGAGCACCUGACGCGUUUCAGGGCCAAACCCAAAGUGAUGCUCGCCACGACAAAGCGCAGGCUGAUGUUCGGGCAAACGAGGGACAUCACGGUGCAGAUAUUAGCAGCCGAUGGCUUCAAGGGGUUUUACAGGGGCUACGUGGCAUCGCUUCUCACGUACAUCCCAAACAGCGCACUGUGGUGGCCGUUUUAUCAUUUUUACGCAGAGCAACUGUCGUUGAUGGCGCCAAGUGAGUGUCCCCAUCUACUUCUGCAGGCUGUGGCGGGACCAAUGGCGGCGGCCACCGCCUCCACCAUCACCAACCCCAUGGAUGUGGUUCGUGCGAGAGUACAGGUGGAGGGACGCUCGUCCGUCAGCGAGACGUUCAAGCAGCUGCUGGCCGAGGAGGGCGUCUGGGCGAUGACCAAAGGUUUGUCCGCCCGCAUCAUUUCCUCCCUGCCCACGUCGGUCCUCAUCGUGGUGGGAUACGAGACCCUGAAGAGACUGAGUCUGCGGGCGGAUCUAGUGGAGUCCAGACGCUGGUGAUGGACCAGCAGCGCCUGGUACCGGGCUUCACCUCCACUGUGGCGAGCAGGACCUAAGGACCCGGCUGCUUUCCACACACACCCUUUGCACGCCUGUGGUGCGUCAGGAGAGGGUGGUGGCCGCAGAGGAGAAGCUGGUGUUUUCAUCUUGUUUCCUUUCGUUUGACAGAUUUGUGUCUCCUGGCCUUUUUUAUGCUAAACACUUUUAAAAGAUGGAAGUGAAAACAGUUGCUAUUAUUUUGCAUACUAAAUUUGAAAAUCUGCUUCUUGAAUAAUAGUAACACGUUUCCUUUAAAAUUGUCACAUGCACUGUAUAUUUUACCAAUAUGAAAUGACUGCAUCAACCCAAGGACCUUUUCCCACAGCUGAAGUUUGAUCAAUUCAUGCAGCUAUUUGAUUCCAUAAAUACUUACUCCAGAGAAAACAGCUCGGUUUUUUUAAAGAAAAUCUGCGACCAGGACGGUCCGACGACUUUUCAAUGUGCAAAGUCUGGGGAAUGCCGUCUUUACCCUGAGCCACGUGCCACCUUUGGCAGAGGUGUGAAACAUCCGCUCAGAAUCUUCCCUCAGUUGAGGCCCAAGUGAAGUAGAAAUAACUAUUACUAAAGCGGUCUUUACUAAAGAGUAAAGACCGCAGCAAUCGCUCCAGCAGACACUGAACUCAUAAAGCGUGUGAGGUACAUUGACAUGGUCAUAUUUAGACAUGACUGUUAUUGCCACACAACAUCUGAGGGUUGACUCUUUGUGAUUAGUUCUGAAAAGUGAAUGGACCUGUAUUUGUGGUGAAACAUGUGUAUUUACUGACUUAUUGCAGUGUGUGCAAUAAAUGAAUCAAAGUACAGUUUG
Messenger RNA from Gasterosteus aculeatus aculeatus (three-spined stickleback), 2124 nucleotides. It is a transcript of the gene slc25a44a, whose product is annotated as solute carrier family 25 member 44a. Gene Ontology annotation, biological process: transmembrane transport; branched-chain amino acid catabolic process; branched-chain amino acid transport. Gene Ontology annotation, cellular component: mitochondrion. Gene Ontology annotation, molecular function: branched-chain amino acid transmembrane transporter activity. Lineage: Eukaryota; Metazoa; Chordata; Actinopteri; Perciformes; Gasterosteidae. The record is from RefSeq and is a predicted model, not a curated record.